Molecule: messenger RNA, 1554 nt
Organism: Paraphaeosphaeria sporulosa
Lineage: Eukaryota; Fungi; Ascomycota; Dothideomycetes; Pleosporales; Didymosphaeriaceae
Product: hexose transporter-like protein
Exons: 3
Coding region: 1-1554 (517 amino acids)
Biological process (GO): carbohydrate transport; transmembrane transport
Cellular component (GO): membrane
Molecular function (GO): carbohydrate:proton symporter activity
Source: RefSeq, a predicted model, not a curated record
AUGGCGCCCACGGUGAUUGAAGAAGGUAUCAUCCAGCAGUUGAUCAGGACUGACAAGGUGCGAUGGUGGAACAAGCCCAACCUACGGUCGCUGUACCUCCUGCUGGUGCCGUUCUGUCUUUUCAUCGAGUCGACGUCUGGUUUUGAUUCGUCAAUGAUGAACGGUAUGCAGGCCCUGGAAUACUGGAAAGCCUACUUCAACCAUCCCAAGGGCGGUCAGCUCGGCUUGCUCGUCGCUUGUUAUAACUUGGGCGCCUUGACAUCGAUCCCGUUCGUUUCUAUCGUUUCAGAUCACGUCGGCAGAAGAUGGAGUAUCAUCUUCGGGUCAGUCAUCAUGAUCAUCGGCUCCAUCAUGCAGGGGCUGUCUCGCAACCUCGCCAUGUUCGUCUUCUCUCGCAUCUUCCUUGGUCACGGGAUCGUUUAUGCCAUCAUUGCAGGUGCCGCUCUCCUUGGCGAGCUGGGCCACCCGAAAGAACGAGCCUUCCUAGGGUCAAUGUUUAACGCCUUUUAUGGAGUAGGCGCGGUUCUCGGCGCCGGCAUUGUUGUCCGCACGAUCAACAUCCAGAACGACUGGUCGUGGCGUCUUCCGUCCAUGCUGCAAGCGCUUCCAUCCCUUAUCCAGAUUGGUUUUGCGUUCACGGUGCCGGAAAGUCCGCGCUGGCUCGUGUCCAAAGAUCGCUCCGAGGAGGCGCUCCAGAUCUUGAUCAAGUUCCACGCGGAAGGCGACGCCUCGAACGAGCUGCCGCAUAUUGAACUCGCUGAAAUUCGAAAGGCCCUGGAGAUUGAAAACGAGUCCCGCAAGCGCGGAUGGGUCGAGCUGUUCCAGACUCCUGGUAUGCGAAGGCGAUCCCUGGUCUCCGGUGCUCUGGGCCUCUUUGUGCAAUUCUCUGGUAACAGUUUGAUUUCCCAAUAUCUGGUUCCUAUCCUCGAAAUGAUCGGCAUCAACGAUAGGCAGCAGCAGGUGCGCUACAACGUCGGCAAGGAGGCAUGGGGUCUGCUCGUGGGUGUUGUGCUCGCCUCCAUCACGCCCAGGUUCCCACGUAGGCGCAUGUACCUGCUUUGCGCGUCUUGUCUGUUGCUAUGCUACACCGGAUGGACUGUAGCACAGGCUCGCAACCGCAUCACUGGAUCAGUCGAGUCUGGAUACGCCGUCUUGGUGUUCAUAUUCCUGUACAGUCCGGCGUAUUGCCUGGGUUACAAUGCGCUCACGUACGUGUACAUGGUCGAGAUCUUCCCGUACUAUGUGCGUACCAAAGGCUUGAGUUGGUUCCAGUUCUGGAGCAGGUCUGCGGUUAUGUUCAGCAGCUUCGUCAACCCGAUCGGUCUGGCAGACAUUGGCUGGAAGUAUCUGCUGGUGUACGUGUGCUGGCUCUGCUUCGAAGUCGUGUUCAUCUAUUUCUUCUUCCCGGAGACGUUUGGCAAGACACUGGAAGAAUUGACGUUCUUGUUCGACGACGAGACAGAGAACAAGGAGGCGCUUGCGGCUUCGGCACAGAAAGUGCUGCAAGAUCCGACGGUCACCGAGCUUCACGAGUCGGCCGAGAAGAAGGCUUAG